Molecule: messenger RNA, 813 nt
Organism: Metopolophium dirhodum (rose-grain aphid)
Lineage: Eukaryota; Metazoa; Arthropoda; Insecta; Hemiptera; Aphididae
Product: UDP-glycosyltransferase UGT5-like
Exons: 5
Coding region: 1-813 (270 amino acids)
Molecular function (GO): UDP-glycosyltransferase activity
Source: RefSeq, a predicted model, not a curated record
AUGACAGCUCCAAAAUUAUUUUAUCCUUCAACAGAUCGUAUUAAGUUCCAUAACUUAGUAGAUCAAGAGAUCACCCUUAACGUUAAAUUAAAAACACAUGAGGAUAUUGAUAACGCAGUUGAUAAAUUUACCUCAAUCACUCAAUCAGCUGCAUGGGCAUCCCAACCUAAGUCUACGCCAACUUUCAAUAACUUUCCAUUAUUACCGAUACAUAUACGUUCAUUAAUUACGGAUAAAAGGAGAGCUAGGGACAUCCAGAAAUAUAUUGACGAAGCUGAGAACGGAGUAAUUUAUUUCUGCAUGGGCAGUUUAUUACAGGGCAAAUCCCUUGCGGCCGAAAAAAGACAAAUGUUCUUAAAUGUCUUCGAUAAAAUUCCUCAACGAAUUCUGUGGAAAUGGGAAGGAGAAUUACCCGGAAAACCAUCCAAUGUAAUGAUUCACAAAUGGAUGCCCCAACGAGAUAUUUUAGCUCAUCCUAAUGUUAAGCUAUUUAUAUCUCAUGGGGGCCUAUUGGGAACUACCGAAGCUGUGUAUGAGGGCGUUCCAAUUUUAUCAAUGCCACUUUUUGGGGAUCAAAUAACAAACAUCAAAUCUGUUGUAAGCAAAGGAGCUGCAGAGAUGAUGAAUUACGGAGAUUUGAAUGAAGAAGAAAUUCUUAUAAAAAUAACAUCUAUGCUUACAAAUCCUAUAUACAAACAAAAGGCUAAAGAGUUAUCAGAAGCAUUUCGUGAUCGACCCAUGUCUCCUUUGGAAACUGCAGUGUAUUGGACAGAAUAUAAACGUAGGGACCCAUAUUGGAUUUUGGAUGUCUGA